Molecule: messenger RNA, 2011 nt
Organism: Dermatophagoides pteronyssinus (European house dust mite)
Lineage: Eukaryota; Metazoa; Arthropoda; Arachnida; Sarcoptiformes; Pyroglyphidae
Gene: Pgm2a
Product: phosphoglucomutase 2
Biological process (GO): carbohydrate metabolic process; purine ribonucleoside salvage
Cellular component (GO): nucleus
Molecular function (GO): phosphopentomutase activity
Source: RefSeq, a predicted model, not a curated record
UCUUUUUUCUCCAAAAAACAGUUUUUCUUCUGACAAGUUUUUGACAAUCCAAUUUCAUUUUCAAUUUAAAAAAAAAUUGUAUAAAAAUGGUGAAUUAUCAAUUAACCAAUUCGAUGAAAACCAAUAUCGAAAAAUUUCCUACAGAAUUAAAGGAAAAAGUUCUCAAUUGGCUUGAAUGGGAUAAGGAUGUUCAAACUUGGUAUGAGAUUGCUAAAUUGGUCGAAUCAAAUGAAAUUGAACGUUUAUCGAAAUUAUUACUUGAACGACAAUGUUUUGGUACGGCCGGUAUACGUGGUAUUAUGGAACCAGGUUUCAAUGGUUUGAAUAAACUAGUCAUAAUACAAACAUCACAAGGAUUGGCUAAAUAUGUAAAAACAUUGCCCACUACUGCUACCGAAUUAUUGGUUGUAAUAGGUUUCGAUGGCCGACAUAAUUCUUAUGAUUUUGCUCGACUAACAACGAAUAUUUUUCGUCAUGCCGGUUUCAAAGUGGCAUUGUUUUCCAAGGUUGUACCAACACCAUUCGUAGCAUUUGCAACAAAAUUAUUGAAUGCUUCGACCGGUAUUAUGAUCACAUCAUCACAUAAUCCUAAAGUUUAUAAUGGCUAUAAAGUUUACGGUAAUAAUGGUGCACAAAUUUUAUCACCACACGAUAAAAACAUACAAAAUUCAAUAUUGGCAAAUCUAAAACCUUGGAAUAAUGAAAUUUGGAACAUUUCCAAUGAUUUUAACUAUGAUGGUAUUCAAAUAUUCGAUCCAUUACGUCAAGUUUCACAACAAUAUUAUUUUCAACUAAUGAAAUGUUCAACACGUCUUGAUUUGGUCAAAAAAUCAGAUCUUAAAAUAACAUAUACAGCAUUACAUGGUGUUGGUCAUGAUUAUAUGGCAAAAAUGUUUGAAGAAUUUGGUUUCAAAAAUCAUUAUCCAGUUGAAUCACAGAAAAUGCCUGAUCCUGAAUUUCCUACCGUUCAUUUUCCCAAUCCCGAAGAAGGUCAAGGUGUUUUUGAUGAAUCAUACAAGACUGCACAACAAACUGGAAGUACAUUGAUAUUUGCUGUUGACCCUGAUUCGGAUCGAUUUUGUAUGGGAGAAAAACAGAAUGAUAAUGAAUGGCGUAUCUUUAAUGGCAAUGAAAUUGGCGCAUUACUUGGCUGGUGGAUAUGGAAUGAAUUUUGUUUAUCCAAACAAGAUAAUAAAAAAACAACUGAUUGUUAUAUGAUUUCAUCGGCUGUUUCAUCAAAAAUUUUGGAAACAUAUUCUAAAAAAGAAGGAUUCAAUUUUAUUGAAACAUUAACAGGCUUUAAAUGGAUGGCUAAUAUUGCUUAUGAUUUGGAAAAAGAAGGAAAACAAGUUCUGCUUUGUUUUGAAGAAGCAAUCGGUUUUAUGGUUGGUACAAAUGUUUAUGACAAAGAUGGAAUUUCAGCUAUGGCUACAAUGUUACAAUUAGCUGCUUAUUUACAUUCGAAUGGAAAAACAUUCCGAGAUAAAUUGAAUGAAAUUUAUCAAACAUAUGGUUUUCAUUAUAGUCUCAAUUCCUAUUAUCUUUGCUAUGAUAAUAAUAAAAUUGAACAAAUUUUCAAUCGAAUGUCAAAUAUUGAUGGUCCAAAUUCGUAUAUCAAACAAAUCAAUGGAAUCAAAGUGAUUCGUGUUCGUGAUCUUGUUCGUGGUUUUGAUUCGAAAACUGAUGAUCAAAAAGCAACAUUACCACAGAAUAAUAUGUUAACAUUUUAUUUUGAAAAUGGUUCUGUCAUUACUUUACGAACCAGUGGUACGGAACCGAAAAUUAAAUAUUAUUCCGAAAUUAUAGCUCGACCAGAUGAAAGUGAUUGGGAAAAAAUCAAAAAUGAUCAUCAAAAAUUGAUUGAAACCUGUGUAGAAUUAUUACUUCAACCAAAUCUGAACGGUUUGAUUGCUAAAAAAGAUUGAUUUAUUAAUUUGAAAUUUUAUUUAAUUUUUUUAAAACAUUGAAAAAAAUGAUAUAACCAUUAUUAUCCAAAAAAAAACCGGAAAAA